GUAAACUGUGUAGUCCAUGCCGUAAAGUGACAGGGGGCGUCGCGGCACUGACUUGUGUAUGCAGAAAGGAAGUGGUUGAUAAUACGCAUCUGAACUUAGACAGAAAAUUGUGAGCGCCUGGGUCUUUACUUCGCUCAAGGAUAUCUUCUUACAUACACGUGUAGUCUGCCGCUGGUGAGGCAUGAAGAUGAAGAAGCUUCCUAACAUUCUGUUAACAGGGACACCUGGUGUUGGAAAGACUACUCUAGGAAAGGAGCUGGCUCAGCGAACAGGCCUGACGUAUAUUAACAUUGGAGACUUGGCCAAGGAAGGAGAACUUUACGAUGGCUAUGACGAAGAGUACCAGUGCCCAAUUUUGGAUGAGGACCGGGUGGUGGAUGAGCUGGAUGAAAAGAUGGAAGAAGGAGGAAUGAUUGUGGAUUAUCACGGCUGUGACCUGUUUCCUGAACGAUGGUUCCACAUUGUCUUUGUCCUUCGCACUGACAACACUCAGUUGUACACACGGCUAGAGAGCAGAGGAUACAAUGGGAAGAAGCUGCAGGAUAACGUUCAAUGUGAGAUCUUCCAGACCAUCUAUGAAGAAGCCAUGGAAGCCUACAGUGAAGAAAUUGUCCACCAGUUGCCUAGCAACACUCCUGAAGACCUAGAGCGCAACCUGGAACAGGUAGUGCAGUGGACUGAACAGUGGACGAAAGACCAUAACUAGGAGCUGAAGCAUCAGCCUUCUGUGCUCCAGUGGCAGCACUGCCAGCAUUAUUUGGACUUGUAUGAAUGUGGCCUCAUUGUAAUGGCAAUGUCAUCGAGUCUGGUGAUAUGUUCAGGAUUUCAUCACCACCUUUUUUUCAGUGCCACACUGUUCCGGAAUUACAUUAGGAAGAAGUUAAUAUUUGGAAUUUGUACAUAACACAGGUACAACAAGAAGUUUAAACACAUCAACUUAAGUUGUUUUCAGGUUUUGAUUUUUUUAAUAAAUGAACUUUGAAAUAGG
Cynoglossus semilaevis (tongue sole) is the source of this 988-nucleotide messenger RNA. It is a transcript of the gene ak6, whose product is annotated as adenylate kinase 6. Gene Ontology annotation, cellular component: cytoplasm; nucleus. The record is from RefSeq and is a predicted model, not a curated record. NCBI's taxonomy places the organism in Eukaryota, Metazoa, Chordata, Actinopteri, Pleuronectiformes, Cynoglossidae. Gene Ontology annotation, molecular function: ATP binding; ATP hydrolysis activity; AMP kinase activity. Bases 182 to 706 code for a protein of 174 amino acids. The transcript has 6 exons.